UGAGAUGUAUUCAUUAACACUUCUCCCAUCUUAAGAAGCAUUUGUUUGGUCGCAAUCACGAACAGUUUGUGAACUAAUGAUGAAAAGAUCAUUAAUCUUGCCACGUGGUUAAGCACCAUGAAUGUAUUAGGUGAGUUCGGAUCAGCUGUCAGGGUUUGCCAAACUAAUCAGUAUACGAGUAGUUAUUGCCAAGGAAUUGACAUUUCUGUGGUACUGCUGUAUUCCCUUGUAUUAUUUUGACGUAGCUGUGUGCAUAUGUGUGUAUGUUUCCAUUCUGUUGUGCGUAUAAUCUGAUGAUUCGAAACCGAUGCGUAUCCAUUCCAAGACAUAUUCCAAGCCUUUCAUCUCCUUACCGGUAGCCAAGAAAUUCCUCUCUUUUCAGAACGUCAUUGUACGACAGAGUAGCCAGCUAAACAGCCGAGCCCUCAGCGUGCGCCUCCCGCCGGACAAGGGACCCUACAUCCAACACUACCUCAUUGAGAUCCACAACGAAGGCUCCUCCUACUCACUCCAAGCUUCUGAAAACCGCUUCGACACCCUUCCUUCGCUCAUCACCUAUUAUUCUCAGUGCUGCGAAGAGUUGCUGGCUCAGCUCAAGCUUCCUCGCACCAUCCAGGAGGCCAAGACCCGCCAUGAACUCGGCUCUCUCUCGCUGCUCGGACAAGGUAUACGUGGAAACAAUGAAGGAAGUGAUGAUAUUGCGUGGCUUGCCUCCGUUGUUGUGAUGGUUGGACACAAAACAAGAGUAGAAGAAGAAGAUGAUAAUGUGAAGAAAAGAAUACGUUCAAGAAGAAUUACUUGAAGAAAAAAAAAAAGGAGGAAAAUGAAUAUAAAAAAAGUUGAAGAAAAUGAUAAGCGUUAUGUGAUGGUCAUUGUCUCUUAUUUCCGAACACUCUACUAAAGUGACUCUAAAUGAAGUUGAUUGUCUAAUUAUUAUUAAUUAUAUUAUAGAAGAAAAGGAAAACUGAACACACACACACACACACACACACACACACUGAAAUAUUCUUUUUCAAAAUAUUUCGCAAGAACACUAUCAAGACUUCCGUCAUUAUGUAA
Messenger RNA from Scylla paramamosain (green mud crab), 1059 nucleotides. RefSeq names its product protein sprint-like. NCBI's taxonomy places the organism in Eukaryota, Metazoa, Arthropoda, Malacostraca, Decapoda, Portunidae. The record is from RefSeq and is a predicted model, not a curated record. The transcript is spliced from 3 exons. The coding region runs from base 308 to 802 and encodes 164 amino acids.